This is a messenger RNA of Bipolaris sorokiniana ND90Pr, 2263 nucleotides long. RefSeq lists its product as uncharacterized. Gene Ontology annotation, molecular function: zinc ion binding; DNA binding; DNA-binding transcription factor activity, RNA polymerase II-specific. NCBI's taxonomy places the organism in Eukaryota, Fungi, Ascomycota, Dothideomycetes, Pleosporales, Pleosporaceae. The record is from RefSeq and is a predicted model, not a curated record. The coding region runs from base 21 to 2195 and encodes 724 amino acids. Gene Ontology annotation, cellular component: nucleus. Gene Ontology annotation, biological process: regulation of DNA-templated transcription; DNA-templated transcription. The transcript has 6 exons.
ACCCACCAACCCAACGCUCUAUGAGCACGAUGAAUCCACUCUCGGUCUCCGUCGCAUGCUUACGGUGUCGAAAGCAGAAGCUGAGGUGCACUCGCGAGCGGCCUGAAUGCCGUCGCUGCGCGCGCAUCAAUCAUGCAUGCUCAUAUCCGCCACCUCCAAAUCGAAAGGGACUUGCUGCCUGUCGCAGUCAAGGGCGCUUUGACUCUGCGGAGCAACACAGAGCGUUUUCGUGGGAUAGUCGCUUGAACAACAACCAACCUUCGCUAGCUGAUGCUUGUACUAACACAAAUGACAAUGAUCGUAUUAGUCGACAUCUACAUGACUUUUCCGCUAAUACACUACAGAAGACGACACCCUCGUCGCUCUACACGAUUCGUGGCAAUAACACAAGGCCAUCUAUGCCAGAUGGCGACGAAGAUACGCAUGUUGCUGACGAGGUGGCUUUGUUUCUGAUCGAGAUCUACUUUGAAAGACACUACCAGGCCAACCUUUUAUUCUAUAAACAGAGUUUUAUCGAUGACUACCUAUCUCAGCGGCUCCCAGGCUAUAUUUCGAAGGCUGUAUUCGCAUUCGCAUCAAUCUUUUUAAAUCAUGUACCCGGAGGUAAUACAUCAGGCAAUCUCGAAAUCUCGGAUAUAUCCAGUGUAGACUGGCAUGAGAUUGGAGAGAGAUGGGCAGAACGAGCUGGUCAAUCUGUCUUAAUGCAAGCAGAUAAGCCAUGUUUGGAGGUUGUUCAGACAUGUCAGAUACUCGCAAUGUUCUGGUUGGCAAGAUCGAAAACCGAACGAACGAACAUGCAUGCAAUGAUUGCUUACCGGUCUUGUCGCAUUUUGGGAUUUCACCAGCAAAACCCUGAAUGGGCCAAGCAACACCCUAUUGAAGCUAUCAUCCAAAGAAGAUGCCUCUGGGCUUGUUGGCUCACGCAGUGCGCAAGUCAUGCCAAUGCCAGAUUUCUUACAGAUUGUUGGGCUGAAGUUGUUGACUGUCCGUUGCCAGAGAGCAACCAGUCAGAUCCUCGAAUAAUCGGAGAGCGUUAUGUUGACAAUGUUGGCUCAAUCCAUCAGCGAGGCAUUAUUGACAAGACUUCAAGACUAGAUUUCCACACAUGCUUAGUUAUCAUACAUGGCCUAUGGUGGGAGAUUCAGCAUUUCGUAUUCUCUAUGCAGAAGAAUCCACACCCACCCUAUGAUCCGACCCCAAUGCUCUAUAAUCUAGAGGAGAGGCUUCACGACCUUCAUGCUUCAAUGGAUGAACGCGUUCAAUACUUCUCAAGCUCUGGCGAGACCUCGACGAGUUCAACGACAUUGGGCCAAGUUUUCUCAUUGAACUUCACUUACCAUCUUUGUUUUUGUUAUAUGUGCUCGGCGCUGGUACCCAUACUUUCUUGCGGUAUUCAAGUGCCAACGCUGCCAAAGAGGCUUUUGCGACUCGCUGCCGAACAGGCUUGGAAACAUUCUUCGAUCAUGGUGGAUAUGACAGAACACUUCUUGAGCCGAAAGGGCGUCAUAUCAAAGUUAUGGCCGAUAGUUGGCUAUGGGGCGUACGUUUGCACAGUCAUUCAACUCCGUUGUUUCUUUGCCCUCCGUUCGCUAACCGUAGCGCGACUGAAACGCUGUGAGAACCUAUUGUGUCUUACUGGCGAGCUCAAGAAUUAUUGGGGCAACAUAAAUACUUUCCAUAUGCAGGUGGAUCGGCAAUUGGCCAAUGCCCGGAAGUUUUUGAAUCCAGAUGAAGACCUCACUAGUGAAACUCAUAUCAUCCCGGAAAAUCUCGUCGACGCUAUCGCCUCUCCGGAAAUAUCAAUCUUGGCCCGCUGGCGAACUUUUAUUUCUGGCUACAUCGCUAAUCAAGAUUAUGAAAAUCGAUCGGUACAUGCGCAACAAGAUGGCCAUCGACGACUGUCGUUAAGGAAAGCCCCGGAGGCCAUUGAGCGCGAAAUGUCCGCUAAUAUCGGAGAAAAUAUGACACUGCCAAUACAAACCCAAAGCUCAGCUGAAGCUCCUAACACGACUCAAAGCUGGUCGAUGCAACAGAGCAUUCCCCCUGGCGAAACUCUUCACAACCAUGAAUCCUCUCAGAUACAGCCGCCUGGACGAAAUGGUGUUGGACUGUGGGAACAAGUACCAGCCAUGUUCGCAGAUCUUUUUGGACAAGACUUUCAUGCUGCUAACGGCGAGCUUCUAAUGGACACAUGAGAGUUCCCAUAGGACCACCUUUCAAGUACUUACUCAAAAACAUGAUAAUCCAAUAUUUCUCUUUCACG